This is a messenger RNA of Heterobasidion irregulare TC 32-1, 1330 nucleotides long. RefSeq lists its product as uncharacterized. Lineage: Eukaryota; Fungi; Basidiomycota; Agaricomycetes; Russulales; Bondarzewiaceae. The transcript has 7 exons. Bases 39 to 1223 code for a protein of 394 amino acids. The record is from RefSeq and is a predicted model, not a curated record.
CAAGAGUCAACUCUACCUUCCUCCACUUUGAAGAAAACAUGGUCACCAACAAGAAGAUUGGAGGCGAGUUUGGCGAAGUUCGCGCUGUCAUCGAUGUCGAACAACUCAAUGCUUACAUCGGAAGGAGCGUUCCGUCGAUCAAAGCUCCCCUUGAGGUGAAACAGUUCAAGUUUGGGCAGUCAAACCCCACAUACUUCUUGACAGAUGCUAGCGGCACUCGCUUCGUCCUCCGGAAAAAACCUGCAGGUCAGCUUCUAUCAAAAACCGCGCAUCAGAUUGAACGCGAAUACACCAUCCUUCACGCAAUACACGAGCAUAAUGUCAGCCCGUCGACAUCAGCAUCUCAGCGCGUUCCUGCACCAGAGCCUAUCAUUCUAUGUGAAGACAUUUCAAUUAUCGGCACGCCUUUCUACAUCAUGGAGUUUCUAGACGGACGCAUCUUCACAGACGUGCGCAUGCUUGAGGUAUCGCCAAGCGACAGACGCGAAUGCUGGCUAUCAGCUGUUCAAUCUCUCGCUGCCCUGUCAUCCCUUGACCCAGCAGCACUUGGCCUCUCAAACUUCGGGCCUUCGACUGACUACUUUCCUCGACAAAUCAAGUCCCUCACAUCUGUCUCUGUUGCACAGUCACAAGCUGUCGAUAUAGAGACAAAUGAGCCAACGGGAAUGAUACCUCAAUUCGACGAGAUGGUGCGAUGGUACCGGCAGAACCUGCCUGACGAGAAGAAGACGGGACUGCGAAUUGUCCAUGGAGAUUAUAAACUCGAUAACAUGAUAUUCCACCCCACUGAAAACCGCGUUAUCGGAAUUUUGGAUUGGGAACUAUGUACACUGGGCAGCCCUUUGGCAGACCUCGCAAACUUGACAACAUCUUGGGCCAUAGACAUCUCUAGCAUCAAAGGCGUAGACGCCAACAAGUUUACUUUGAUGCGUGGCUUCAAGAACACCACCAAGGACGUUCCUAUUGCUCUAGAAGAGCUUGAGCGCGAAUACUGUCGUCUCACGAAUCAGCCAUACCCGAUUAUUGAAAUGCUAUUCGUCCGUAGCUGGAUGCUAUUCCGACUGGCAAUCAUAUCGCAAGGCAUAGCAGCUCGGUAUGCCCGCCGCCAGGCCAGCUCCGAGCAGGCCUACAUCCAAGGGCAGAUGUUCCCGAUCGUCGGGAAGUUGGCUAGAGCAGUUUUGGAAGACGGAGGUGUUACUAUCACAGCCCAAUCAAAGCUGUAAGUAGCAGCCGGACUGCACGGCUAUCUAGUGGGAUUCUCUGCCCUCAGUGUAUCUAGAUAGAAUUUGAACUGGCACGGACAACAGUAUAUGACCAUACCUUCAAAACG